UUCGCGUUUUGAGCCGCAACGGCCGUUCCCCUCAAUGCUUCUUUUUUCUCCCCCUAUCCCCGCCCUGGCUCCUCCCUGGCUCCUCCCCCUGGGCCUGCCGUCCGUGUUUGAACUGCCUGCCGACCAACCGAGCUCCGUGGAGAACCCCUGGCGGCUGUGACAUUGCCCUCUGUCCGCUUCGUGGGCGUAAUCAGAAUUUCCGCUUUCGGACGCCGGUACGCCCCUGGAUAGCUGCCAUGCCAGCAAACGAAUACUAGUAGACGGUUGAACGUGUCAGGAACGCCGCGCUUCGCCAUGGUCGACUUGGGACGUAUAUAUGGGCGGCGGGAACGCCUUCUAGCCGACUUGUGAUGGACUGCUUCGACACCGCACUCCUCACUCACUCUCUCAUCGGACUGGCUCCUGGUGUCGACAUCUUCCCUUCGCUUCAUUCUCCAUCACCUUCCACCAAGCCAGUCUUUUCCCUCAGCUGCCAGCGGCCCCCCAACACAGAGCGAACACCAUAAUGCACGUCUCGGCACUCCUCCUCCUUGCCCUCGGGCAGGCCUCCAACGUCCUUGCACUCCCCGCCAACAACAACAACAGUGGCUGUGGGGCGCCCUCCCAGCCCGGCGCCGCGGCGCGCAACGCAAAGGCUGUCUACACCAUCACCAACGAAAAGGAGAACGCGGUCGUGGCCAUCCGCGUCGGCCAGGACGGCAUGCUGCAGGCCCAGGGCUCCUCGAGUACCCCCACGGGCGGCGCGGGCGCCACGGGCGUCGACGGCGACGGCAAGCCCGCCGUGCCCGACGCGCUCUUCAGCCAGUCCGCCCUGACGGUGGCCGGCAGCAACCUGUUCGCCGUCAACGCCGGCUCCAACACGCUCACCAUGUUCGCCAUCGACGCCGCCGACCCGACCAAGCUCACCAUGGUCGGCAAGCCCGUCGCCAUCCCGGGCGAGUUCCCCGUCACGGUGGCCGCCUCCAAGCGCAACAAGCUCGCGUGCGUCGCCACCACGGGCGCAAAGGCGGGCGUCUCGUGCGCCUCCUUCUCGGCCCAGGCGGGGCUCGCGGCCAUGGACGCCCUGCGGCCCUUCGACCUGGGCCAGACCACGCCGCCAAAGGGCCCUACCAACACCGUGUCGCAGGUCUUCUUCGCGCGCGACGGCAAGACCCUCUUCGCCACCGUCAAGGGCGACCCGCCCGCCAACAAGACAGGCUUCCUCGCCUCCUUCCCCGUCCAGGCCGCCGCCCAAAACAAGGCCGCGUCCCUGAACGCCCAGGGCGCCCAGUCUUCGCCCCAGGGCACCGCCGUCCUCUUCGGGUCCGCCACCAUCCCGGGCUCGCGCGAGCUGUUCGUGACGGACGCCUCGUUCGGCGCCGCCGUGCUGUCGGUCGACGCCGCGACCGGCGCCGCCACCGUCAAGGGCAAGGGCGCCGUCGACGGGCAAAAGGCGACAUGCUGGGCCACCAUCAACCCGGCCACGGGCACCGCCUUCGUCACCGACGUGGCCACCAACCGCCUCGUCGAGAUGUCGGUCAAGGACGCGAGCGUCAUGGGCCAGAUCGACCUCUCGGCCAACGGCGACCCGGGCCUGAUCGACCUCCAGUCCGCCGGAAAGUUCGUCUACGCCCUCAGCCCCGGCAACGGCACCACCCAGGCCGCCAUCACCGUCGUCGACGCCACCACCAAGAAGCAGGUGCAGCACAUGCAGCUGCAGGCCAUGGGCGUGGGCAAGAACUCGAUGGGUCUGGCGCUCCGCAAGUGAUUCUUUUUUUCUUCUUCUCCUUCUCUUGCGGCUUCAUGUCUCUCCUUGCUCUCUGGCCCCUUUUGUACAUAAUGACGCUUUGUUUGCUGGGUUUCGGGAACCUGUAUCAUCACUGAGACGGCGAUUUUGGUUGUGUUUUGGACUUUUUCUAUACCGCGGUUGAGCUCUAGUCUCCCAAUUUGAAUGGUCUGCGGCAG
Molecule: messenger RNA, 1944 nt
Organism: Gaeumannomyces tritici R3-111a-1
Lineage: Eukaryota; Fungi; Ascomycota; Sordariomycetes; Magnaporthales; Magnaporthaceae
Exons: 1
Coding region: 506-1747 (413 amino acids)
Molecular function (GO): protein binding
Source: RefSeq, a predicted model, not a curated record